Messenger RNA from Balaenoptera musculus (blue whale), 1929 nucleotides. RefSeq names its product solute carrier family 5 member 12 (gene SLC5A12). Gene Ontology annotation, cellular component: membrane. The coding region runs from base 349 to 1596 and encodes 415 amino acids. The transcript has 9 exons. Gene Ontology annotation, molecular function: lactate transmembrane transporter activity; symporter activity. Lineage: Eukaryota; Metazoa; Chordata; Mammalia; Artiodactyla; Balaenopteridae. Gene Ontology annotation, biological process: transmembrane transport; sodium ion transport. The record is from RefSeq and is a predicted model, not a curated record.
GCAAGUCCAUUCCACCCCCGGUGGUUAUUAAUUUCGGAACACAUCUGAAUUCCUUCUCUGUGGCAUAUGCUUUAGCAGAGGAAAAGACAGCUCCAGGCCAGGGUCAGAUUUCAAGUUCUCAUCUGUUGGUAUCACUACCAGAUCCCUCUUUGUCGUCAACUUUUGAGAUCUUCCCUGAGUACAACUUGGUUUCCGAAGUGCUACACAAGUGCCUCUGGUCAUCAUUCUCUUCACACAACCACAGUCUCCUCUCCUGGAAAAGCGUCUACUAUACUGAGCUUUGCUUUUGGAAAGAACUUCUCCCUGAGACCAGGUUGAGAGCAACUCUCUGGUGCCAUACUUCCCAGCAUGGAGGUGAAGAACUUUGAAGUUUGGGAUUAUGUAGUCUUUGCAGCCCUCUUUGUCAUUUCCUCUGGAAUUGGGGUGUUCUUUGCCAUUAGGGAGAGAAAAAAGGCAACUUCAAGGGAGUUUCUGGUUGGGGGACGGCAAAUGACCUUUGGCCCCGUGGCGUUGUCUCUGACAGCCAGCUUCAUGUCCGCUGUCACUGUCCUGGGGACCCCGGCCGAGGUCUACCGCUUUGGGGCAUCCUUCAUCCUCUUCUUCAUUGCAUACGCAUUUGUUAUCAUCUUCACAUCAGAGCUCUUUCUCCCUGUGUUCUACAGAUCUGGAAUCACCAGCACAUAUGAGGUAAGACAACUACUUCCUUCAUCUUCACUUUGGGAGUAUCUCAAGGAAACUAAGGACAGAAACGAUGAACACCAGAGGAUCAAACACAACACCGUGGCUGCCAGCAUCAACGCCUUAGCGACAGUGACGUUUGAGGAUUUUGUCAAGAGCUGUUUUCCCCAUCUCUCCGACAAGCUGAGCACCUGGAUCAGUAAAGGCUUAUGUCUCUUGUUUGGCGUGAUAUGUACCUCCAUGGCUGUGGCUGCAUCCCUCCUGGGGAGCGUUGUACAGGCUGCCCUCAGCAUCCACGGCAUGUGUGGGGGACCGAUGCUGGGCUUGUUCUCUCUGGGAAUCCUGUUCCCUUCUGUGAACUGGAAGGGUGCCCUAGGAGGCCUUCUGACUGGGAUCAUCUUGUCAUUUUGGGUGGCCAUUGGGGCCUUAAUUUACCCUGCACCAACCUCCAAGACAUGGCCUUUGCCUUUAUCAACUGACCAGUGUGUCCCAUCAAAUGUGACGGAAUCAGUGCCUCCACUGCUGUCCAGCAGACCUGCCAUCGCUGAGACCUGGUAUGCACUCUCCUACCUAUACUACAGUGCAGUAGGCUGCCUGGGGUGCAUGGCUGCUGGAGUAAUCAUCAGCUUUGCGACAGGUCACCAAAAGGGCAAGGAUAUUCAACCGCUGCUAAUUAGACCAGUUUGCAAUUUAUUUUGCUUUUGGUCCAAGAAAUACAAAACACUGUGCUGGUGUGGUGUUCAGCAUGACAGUGAAACAGAGCAGGAAAACCUUGAGAAUGGCACUACCUGGAAACAAGGGGCUGAAUCUGUCUUACGAAACGGCCUCAGGCGAGAAAGCCUGGCCCAUGUUCCAGGCUAUGAUCCCAAGGACAAAAACUAUGACAACAUGGCUUUCGAGAAGAUUACCCAUUUCUAAGGCAACACACACACACACACACACACACACACAUCACACAGCCCGCAUACUUCUUGCCCACUGGUUAGUAGACUUCUCUACUUGCCCCUGCUAGAAGACAGGGAUGUCUAAUAUGUAUUUACACUUAUUUAAGACCACAAAUAACAUGACUGUUCCCCAGAAUAUUCUGAAGGUUAUUCUUUGGAAGACCCCACUUUCAGGUGAGAAAAAACAGCCAAGCGUUAAGUGCCCCGGCAACUUCCUUUUUGAAUAAACUAGGGCUUGAUUUCAUCAUAGUGCAAGAAUCAGUCUCCUUGCUUUGUGUCAUAAUAAACUUCAGGGAUUUUGUUUGUU